AUGGAAAAUUAAAACGAAAAUCCAGUAGAGACUAAAGGGUAAGUGGAAAUUUCUCAAAACCUAUAAAACUAAGAGUCUUAAUUAAAUAAUGAAGACAAUGAAGUUAUAGCGAAACCAGAAGGGUUGGAAGUGAAAAGUGAAAAAGGGAAAGUUGAUAAUAAGUCAAAAAUUGAUGAAUAGAUCAAUAAUUAGGUAAUAGUGAUUGAAAAUCAAGAAGAGAACGAAUAAUAAUAAUAACAAUAAAACCCUGUGUUAAUUGGAUAAGAGAAUUUAAAUAUCUAAGAAUAUUUAGAGAAAUAGUUAGAAAGAUAUAAAAAAAUCGAAGCCUAGUGUGUAUAAUAAAAAGAUAAGAAAGUUAUUAAACGUAUAAUGUCUACACUUGAAGGUCAAUUGGAAAAAUUGAAGUUUAAUAAUUUAGAUCAAAUAACAAAUGAUAUCAGCAACUUCGGUGGGAUUAGUUUAAUUAAAGAACUUGAAUAGACAGAAGAGUCUUUCUUUUCGUAGUCUAAGAUAUAAGUUCAUCUGAAAGAAGUUUAUAAAUUUUAUUCCAAAAUAUUCUUUGUUAGAGGCCCAUCAGAUGAUUUCACUAGAAUCAAUCAUGAAUCCCAAACAUUAACAGAGGGUAAGUUUAUGAUAUUUUGUCGACAAUUUGGGUUGAUAGAUGAAAAAAUCCAUCACAUCAAGACCUAAUCAAACCAUACCAAAUCAAAUAGAAUUUUAAAUGAUGUAUUCACAACCAAGCCUAAUAAAAUGGUUCCUGCUUCAUAAAUGAAUCAUCUAUAAGAAUAUAUGCGAAUAUUAUCUUUUAAAGAACUUGUAUAUUAAUUUACUUUAUAUAUUAGAAUCUACUAUUUAGGAGAGUUAAUCAAAAUUAAAAUGAAAUUACCUUUAUAAAUUUUAUCCUUUUAUUGAAAGAACUUUCUAAACUCAUGUAUAAGGAAGAUUAAGCAAAAGCUGAGAUUAAAUUAUUUUAAUACAUGGAAGUAGAUUCAACUUAGUUUAAAAAAAAAAUGAAAUCCUUGAACAUUCCAUUUGAAUCAAAAGAUGCAUAAGGUUUUAGAAAACCUGAGGGAUUAUAACUAUAAAGGUUUGUAAAUUAUUCAACUGAUGAACUUAAAUCGAGAAGAAUUUAAGUGGAAGAAUGGAAAAAUAUAAAAAAAUAAGAAUUAAGAGAUAAAAUAAUAUCAUAAGCAGAUAAUUCAAGAUCUAAAUCUAUUUUUUUUGAGCCAUCUUACAUCAAAACUAAUAAUUAUAGGGAAAGAAAAUUAAGAAUGAUUGGUCUAGAUGCAAAUUCUAAUUAGGUUGUAAAUUGGGAGAAAUUGGAUAAGUUAGAUCCUAAACUUCUAUUACAAGAGGAAUUUAAACCUGAAGAUUUAAUUGAAGAAGAUGAAGAUGAGGAUGACAAGUAUUAUUAAAGAAGUUAUGAUUUAUCAAGAUAAAAAAAUGAGGUUAUGAAGAAGUAUGAAUAUAUUAUUAUGAUUUAUAGGAUAUCUUCAUUAGAUCAGAGAUUAUUACAAUAUCAAUUAAAAACGGAAUCUACCAAAAGGUACAUCUAAAACAUUUCAAAAAUAGAAUAAAAGUUUGAAAUUAAAUCUUCUUACCUAAAACUACCUAGAUUAUAGAAGAAAUGA
Messenger RNA from Paramecium octaurelia, 1631 nucleotides. The record is from the annotation of a GenBank genome assembly. NCBI's taxonomy places the organism in Eukaryota, Ciliophora, Oligohymenophorea, Peniculida, Parameciidae.